Molecule: messenger RNA, 216 nt
Organism: Alternaria arborescens
Lineage: Eukaryota; Fungi; Ascomycota; Dothideomycetes; Pleosporales; Pleosporaceae
Exons: 2
Coding region: 1-216 (71 amino acids)
Source: RefSeq, a predicted model, not a curated record
AUGGUACGAAGAACAGACCCCAAGGAUGAUGAAUGGAGAAAUGUUCGAGAUGCAAAGAAGAGGAAGCAAAUACAAGACCGAUUAGCACAACGUGCGCGACGUAUGGCAGCGAUUACGACAAGCUCAGCUGGAUACCAGACUGUCAGUAGCGCGACUGCCCCAAGACCAAUACCCAACAUCUCCAAGGGCCCUUGUAACACUGGAGGCCCCAAUUGA